CGCGAUCUUUACAUCGAUGUCGAAACAAACCUUCAUAUUCUAAUGGGACCGUACAUACCAAGGAUGUUUCACCCGUUCACCCUCGCCGCUUAUCAUCGCGGUUUACAGCGAUGUCGAUCGCAGAACAAAAUAAUUUGAUUUUAUAUGGCGAUCGAGCUAUUGCCGCGAGGUACAUUGCACGCUUAUUGGCGCUCUUCAAAUCACGUGACAUUCACCAGGGUAACGUAUUUAUUUUUCAGUUCGUUUGUCAGCCGUUUGGUUCAUUUCGGUUAUUUCGAUUUGUCUUCAGUUACGUUAUUUGUCUUCAGUUACAAUGAAUAAGGAUGAACUAAUAGAUUUGGUCUUUAGUAUUCCUGCUAUAUGGGAUAAGCGACAUAAACAACAUCACAACAGGCAUGUUCUGGCAAGGGAGUGGAAGAAAAUAGCAGCAACAUUUAAAGUGACAGAAGCAGAAGCACGAAAAUAUUGGAAAAAUAUAAGACAAGAAUAUGGGAAACAAAUAAAGAAAAUUCAGGGUCGGUCAGGAGAUGGGGCGGAAAAUGAAAUUGUUUGCCAGUGGCCUUAUUUUGAAAAAUUACAUUUUCUGCGCGAUCAGUUCACGCCUCGUCACUCAUCUACAAAUUUAAUGCACGAAACACAGGAUUCAGAGUAUUCAAAUGUGGAGGAAUCUAAUAGUGACGCUGAACAGACAAAUGUGAUGAGUCCUAGUUCAGAAUCACAUCAAGAUGUGGUUGCACCUGUAAAUCAGGCUUCUUCAGGUUCAAAAUACUCUAUAUCUCGAACAGGUUAUAAACGGCGACUAACGCCACAAAUAGAAAUUGGGAGACAGCUAGUUGAUAUUGAAAAAGAAAAACUAGCCUUACGGACGAAUAAAAUAUCCCGGGACCCCAAUGAUGAAGAUAUAGGCUUUUUCAAUUCCCUUCUCCCUUACGUGAAAAAAUUGGCUCCUCGAGAUAAAUUAAAAUUCCGGAUGGAUAUGCAGAACCAUUUAUUUGGAAUACUCUAUCCUUCGAAUCAGGCCCAUACUACAACUCAGAUAGAACACGCCCCACAUACCCAAUCUGGUCUUUCUCGGUGUGAACCACACUGGAAUACGCAGUCUUUCCUGCCGUAUGAAUUACCCUCCUCCAUACCCACGGAUCAGACCUGA
Messenger RNA from Coccinella septempunctata (seven-spotted ladybird), 1150 nucleotides. RefSeq lists its product as uncharacterized. NCBI's taxonomy places the organism in Eukaryota, Metazoa, Arthropoda, Insecta, Coleoptera, Coccinellidae. Gene Ontology annotation, molecular function: DNA binding. Gene Ontology annotation, cellular component: transcription regulator complex; nucleus. The transcript has 2 exons. Gene Ontology annotation, biological process: regulation of transcription by RNA polymerase II. The record is from RefSeq and is a predicted model, not a curated record. Bases 314 to 1150 code for a protein of 278 amino acids.